AAAGCCAGGAGCUGUUUUCUGUGGAAUGUCACCCAGGCAUCCCCAGAGAUCAGAGCAAAGCUGCUUAUACAGCCUGGUGCUCUCCCUCCAGUUCCUGCUGCUAUCAUGUGACCUCUUUGUCAGUUCCUUCUCAGAGCCACCCUGACUGGCCCCUGUCGUUUAGCUUUUUUUUUUUUUUUUUUUUUUUUUUUUUUUUUUUUUUUCACACUUCAUCUUCCAGGCUGGCCUGGCCAACAUUCUAUGCCCUAACUUCAUCCUCACAGCUCUGUUCUUUGCUCUCAGCAUCUCCCUUCAGGUCUGGGUCAGGAAUUCACCCUGCAAAGACUCCAACCACUUGGUCUGGACAGAGGGACAUCAAACAUUGUUUGUAUUCCAGAGACUAGCAGCAGGGACUCUGGGUGAUCCUCGCUUCUCCCAGUACUCUUCAUGGCUGCAGGAGGAGUUCACGCAAGUUCAAGGGCAGGUAAAUCAAGGAUUUCAUUUGUCUACUGGCCUCAGAUUGCAAUGCAGUCGUAGAGUUUCCAAUAGAAACGCACACUGCAUGGGAGCAGAACAUGAUGAUUCAGAUCCGAUCCAAUCAGGCACUAUGUUAUCACUGGAUACUUCAGGGUCAGUGCAGACAAGUCAGAGAGUUAAAACAAAUCUGCGGGAGAUGAGUCGCAGAACGCCAGGCUCCCAAGAUCGACCUCCAGGAACUUCAGCAGGUUCUCCAAAUAAAUAA
Felis catus (domestic cat) is the source of this 721-nucleotide messenger RNA. Its product is annotated as transmembrane protein 138-like. The transcript is spliced from 4 exons. NCBI's taxonomy places the organism in Eukaryota, Metazoa, Chordata, Mammalia, Carnivora, Felidae. The record is from RefSeq and is a predicted model, not a curated record. Gene Ontology annotation, cellular component: cilium.